ACAUGAUCGACAUGGUUUCGGAGGUCGAUUGCUUCCUCUCUCUGGCCCGAGCUGCGCGCGAGUUCAAUUUUACUCGUCCUGUUAUGUGCGAAGAAAUCACAUUCGUCGCCAAGACCGCGCGGCAUCCGCUGCAAGAGCUCACGGUCGAGUCGUACAUCCCCAACGACGUCUCGCUUGAUACCACAACGGGCUUGAUCCACGUUCUCACGGGUGAAAACGGGUCCGGCAAAUCCGUCUACUUGAAAAUGGUCGGCGUGCUGCAGUACAUGGCCCAAAUUGGAUCCUUCAUCCCAGUGUCGGAAGCCCGCAUUGGCAUCGUGACCAAGCUCUUCACACGCAUUCAGAGCUUCGAGACCGUGCUACUGUCGCACAGCUCGUUUACGAUCGACUGCAAUCAAAUUGCAACAAUGCUCCGCCAUUGCGAUGAGCGCAGCCUGCUGCUCAUUGACGAAUUCGGCAAAGGCACGUCCGCGAUUGACGGCGUUUGCCUUCUGGCGGCAGUGCUCAAGGACCUCAAAGACACCGUCCUGCGCCACGGCGGCCCCAAGAUCCUCACGACGACCCACUUUUUGGAAAUCUUCCAAGAAGCCUACUUGCGCGACCACUUGGAAUUUCGCGAAGUGCACCAAAUCGAGUGCAAAGACCAAGCCCAAAUCAUUGAGGAGACGUCGACGAUCGCUUGCUUUGUCAUGUCCUCCGUGGCGAUCAACGUGGCGACAAAGGGCAAUGUGCCAACCGCAGCCCUUUUCGAAGUCAUUCCGGGCAUUGCGACCUCGAGCAAUGCGUUUCGCUGCGCGACCAUCGCAGGAGUCGACGAGCGCGUCCUGACACGCGCUCAUGACAUUCUCGACUGUCGCCGGUCCAAGACACCGAUUGCGCCGUCGGCAGACACCAACAACCGCGACGAGGCGUUCGAAGUCUUGACGAUGCUGUUUGUCAACGAGGCCAACUGGCUCAAUGCGUCGAGUUCGUCGCUUCACGCGCUUCUCGACCAAGCCCGCUCCAUCUCGCUCGACUAAAACACGCAGCGUAUGCAUUCAAAUAUAGUACUCGUAUGGUCCA
This is a messenger RNA of Saprolegnia parasitica CBS 223.65, 1062 nucleotides long. RefSeq lists its product as hypothetical. Lineage: Eukaryota; Oomycota; Saprolegniomycetes; Saprolegniales; Saprolegniaceae. The transcript is spliced from 10 exons. The annotation marks the transcript as partial. Gene Ontology annotation, biological process: chiasma assembly; mismatch repair. Gene Ontology annotation, cellular component: nucleus. The record is from RefSeq and is a predicted model, not a curated record. Gene Ontology annotation, molecular function: mismatched DNA binding; ATP-dependent DNA damage sensor activity; ATP binding.